AAACCAAAGAAAUGACAGAUAAGCUACUUGAGUACACUGGAGAGCUUGUUGAAGGAAAGCUCGUCCCGACGGUAGAGAAGGACCCCUUCACCUUGGCUAUGGGAAAGCCCUACCAUCCGGGACGGGUAUUAGGUGUUGGGGGGAGCUUGCUAGGAUGGGAGAAGGUAAUGGGUCCCGAAUAUAUCAAAUCUGGAAGAUCCCGAGAAAGUGUGAACUCGCCACAGAACUUCGAUGCCACGGUGGCAUCAAUUAAAGAACAAGUGCGCAAUGAGAUGCGCGAAGAGUUCAAUGCAUGGGCGAAGCAAAUGAAUUUGCCGACCAUGCCCUUUUCCUCGACAACACUGGUCGACUCAAGUAGCCACCCACGAAGAGAAGGAGAACAGGAGAUAAAUGCACGCGAGGAGAUUGGUACUCCUUCACAUGCGUACUCAAGGGGGCUUGAUACUCCGACACCUCAUGACUUUCCUAUUCUACAAGUGAUUUUUUACUUACUUUUUUGGAUUGUGUUGUGUUUGUGUUGUCGUUGUUGGUGGUGUUGAUGGUGAUGUUGUUGUUAUUCUUUUAUAAUUGCUGUUUCUAAGAUAAUGUUGUUGUUCGUUUCAAUCAAUUUGCAAAGUUCUCCUCGGGAUUGCUACACUCCUAUUAGCAAAUCACGAAAAACCCAUGCUCACA
Messenger RNA from Chenopodium quinoa (quinoa), 672 nucleotides. RefSeq lists its product as uncharacterized. The record is from RefSeq and is a predicted model, not a curated record. The transcript is spliced from 3 exons. Lineage: Eukaryota; Viridiplantae; Streptophyta; Magnoliopsida; Caryophyllales; Amaranthaceae. The coding region runs from base 12 to 539 and encodes 175 amino acids.